GAAUAAUAAUUCCCGCAAUACAACCCUCAACCCACAACCACAACCAAACAGCAUGAUUCCACGGAUUCUGGUCAUUUUCUCAAAUGGAUGGUUGAGGUCAAGCGAUCAAACCCAGCCAUGGGUCCAGCCCAGGCCAGAGCCCUGAUUGGCCGGCGUCCCCUGCGCCACUCCAUUUCUGGCAGCGACACCCCACGCGGGCCACGGGAAUUCCAUUGUCCUGAUGGGGCGCUUUUUAGCCUGACUGUGAGCGGCCGACGAAUGCGAGUUGCGCGUUCGGAUUUCGGGGCCUUCGGGCCAUGUGCCACCCCGCUUUUUCCCGUGGGACAGUUGAUCCAAUCAUCAUCCGGUAAUCUGUGGGGCAACGGCAGUCCUCCGAAUCAAGAGAGAACGAACAGAAACGAAUGUUCUGUCCUGUAUUACUAUGCGCAGUUCCCUGUACUCCAUAGUCAUAGUGCUACCAGCAAGCGCUUAGUAGAUGUUCUAACUUUCCGUCACUCUAUCUUUAUGGGUAUGUGCACUGUUCAGCAGAGAUUCCUUGGCACUGGCAGUGACGUUGAUGCCUCUAUCCCCGGAUUCCAGAUCGGCAUUGACAUCAUGGCAUGCCAGAGUGCCUGCUGCUCUCAGAUCACCCUGAAGUCAUCAUACCAUUCUAUACAAACAACAAACUAUGUUUCCACUACGCGAGGAUGAUGGCAGAAAGUAUAUGCCUCAUACUAAAGUCUACUAUCACAGUGCGGAUAUCUUAUACAGCCUGUCAACUCUCUGGCAGUCCGGCAGUGGUUAUCCACCCACAGUCCAAGUUCUACAUUGUUCCAGCUGGGCUAGGUUCGUUUCCAUGCUAUGUAUGUAGUAACAGACAAGCAUUCAAUAAGAACGUUUUCAAAAUCUAUAAAUUGGAGGUCCGAACCGACCCGAUGUACUAUGAGUUCUGUAUUAUUGGCCUAUUAGUAGGAAGGAACUAUUUACUUGAAAUAGAAACCUAAUAAUCUUAGCCCAUUAACACAGAAAAUGGCAUAUAGAGAGUCAGGAUAACUCGAACAAAACUCGGCUCUAUAGCCUGGAAUAGCGAUACUUCACCUCGCGAUAGUCUUUCUUCAUGACCAGAUCAUGCUAUGACCAACGCUAGAUAGGUUAUCCUUUUAUCAAUUCAAAACAUCAUAGAGAAACAAAGAUGUUUUGCAAGAAACGUC
Messenger RNA from Aspergillus wentii DTO 134E9, 1190 nucleotides. RefSeq lists its product as uncharacterized. NCBI's taxonomy places the organism in Eukaryota, Fungi, Ascomycota, Eurotiomycetes, Eurotiales, Aspergillaceae. The record is from RefSeq and is a predicted model, not a curated record. The coding region runs from base 88 to 690 and encodes 200 amino acids. The transcript has a single exon.